Molecule: messenger RNA, 2110 nt
Organism: Syngnathoides biaculeatus (alligator pipefish)
Lineage: Eukaryota; Metazoa; Chordata; Actinopteri; Syngnathiformes; Syngnathidae
Gene: itgb3bp
Product: integrin subunit beta 3 binding protein
Exons: 9
Coding region: 567-989 (140 amino acids)
Source: RefSeq, a predicted model, not a curated record
GCACUUGCUCUUAUUUUCUCUUAUUUUUUGUUGCAGCCGAAAUUAUUACUCAUUUAAAAUUUCUUUCCGCUUCCCACGGAAGAAGUUUAGUUUCCACGGCGCGUUAUUAUGAUUCCAAUGCAGCCUCCAGGGAGGACACCCCCCGUGAAAUUUGACAAAAUAAAAACAACGACGUUUGUUUUGGUUAGCUUUAAGGCGAUUUAAGAUUUGUGUUAGGGUUAGUGUGGUUUAGUCAUACUAUACUGUACUUGUUUUCCCGUAUUGGAGUAGGGCGUGUCUUGCCUGGAAACUGUGUGGGAAUGCCUAUAAAGGCGCGAUAGCGGGACACAUGGGUUGCGAUGUAUAUUCUGGAGCAGAAGAUACCGCUGAUGCACUAAUAAGCCAAAUUCCAAAUAAUUGAAGCGAGGUUUUUUUUUGUUUUUUUUUACGAGCAUAACGUUGGUUUCUCUUAGUUUCCCCCAAAAUGCCGACUGUGAAUAAUAAUUCUAUGAUUAUUACCUCACGGUUUGUAUGAUGUAAAAUUGACACAAGACACUUUACUUUUCAGAGCCAAAAGACGUCUACAAAUGGCCAAUGCCGACCAUCCACCUUCCAAAAUACCAGUGUCUGUGAAAAGCAAACAAUACGUGACUCUUGUCAGUACUAAAAGCUCCCGGACGGUUAAGGCCAACAUCACCACACCGAAAAAAGCUGCACCACUCACAGAGUUGGAAAAAUUGGACUCUCUGCGGUCAAAAUUGGAGCAGUCACUGGAUGCGUUCAUCAGGGCCAGGAAAGAGCUGGAGGAAAUAUGUCCAGCAGAGGGCAGCAACGAAAAGGAACAUCUACAGUCUGCAUCUACAAACAUGAAAGUUGAGCUCAUGCGGCACCGAAAACUGGCAUCCAGGAUAGAGACAUCCGUAAAGGGAAAUUCUGAGAAACAGAAUCCCAGCCAAGGUACUGUGAGGAUGGGUAGCUCCUAUGCAUUCCUAAAGCCUAUCAUGGAUUAAGGUUUUUGUUUUGCGAUGUAUCCCAGCAGCCGACAGCUAUUGGAAUUGCUCUUCAACCCGUGACGCACUUGUGUAUAUGAACUCGCUGAGGUGAAACUGGACGUGGAUGUUGAACGUGCGCUGUCAGUUGCGAGGCUAAGAUGUCUCGCGUGCCGUCAUUAGUUUGCCCAAGAAGAGUCUGCGAUGUACUGUAUAGCGGCGAAUUCAUCCGUCAUGUUUGCUGUGUCUAUCCUCUGCUAGCCAACUGACAAAUUUUUAUUUCACACAAGAACCCCAAUCCAGCAACUAUGUGCAAAUAAUGUUCUUUCGAUCAGCCAGUGUCAUCUCAAUUGUGGCUAAAGGUGUUGCAAUCCUGCCACCUCUGCAUUUUACUACCUUCAAAAAGUAAAAGUGUGUGGCAUGAUUGGGUGGGGGGCUGGGAGGGAGUCGAGGGGCGUUUCAGUGGUCUUACGACACAGUAGUCUCUUUAUUUGGCAGUGCCUGGGAAGGCCGAGGCCUCUCUGUGCACAAGUCGUCCCAAGUAACAGCUGCUGAUCACAGCAACAUUUCCUAUUUCUGCCUAAGGUGGAUCGUGUAACUCUCACUUUAUCACCCUUAGAGGCCACGUGAAGGACAAAGCCUGCACAGCCGUAAACAGAACUAAUGUUUUCAUUCAGCCCCCUUCAAAUGUCGUACGGGUUUCCGAUGGACUUCAAAAGUGGGAGUGAGAGUCGCAGUCACAAUGAGGGUUAGCAACCACAGUUCCUGACAAAACACUUUCUUGAUCUCUCAUAGGUGCAAAGUUUCAGUUGGGAGGAUAAAGGGAAGUACUCAAUGUACCGGCUUCUAAUCCUAAAUGACUGGCUCUUAAGUAGUGGUUGACCUUAUUUGUUACUGUGGAAACAAAUAUUUACUUUUGUUACUUUUUCAAGGGCUCUAAUGUUGAGUGUGACAGUCACAAGAUGAUUUGUUGCUUUCACAAAAUACAGUUCAAAUACUUCGCUAUUCCGGGUGCUGAAGGGAAUCUAAAGCCUCAUGCAAGUUUCUUUAGUUUGUAUAUUUAUUCCACUUUGGCUCAUCAGUUACCACAUAAAUUAUGCUUUGAUGGGAUUUCCUUUGUAUUUCUUGUAUGUCUUCUUAAA